GUUAUCAGUGGAAUGCUCGCUGAGGGCCUACAACUCUGUCUGUGAGAAUACUCUACCAAUAUGGCGGACGUCAUAGAAGGCGAUUCGAUAGGAAAUUUAAAAAAUUCAGAAAUAGCUGUGCAGGUAGAAGACGCUGUUAAUGAUGUUCUCGUCGUGUCCUUUAGAUACCAGGGCAAAGUUUAUCAGGGGGCUCUGCUUGACUCUACCAAGAGGCAAUUUCCGUGCGGCAUAACAGCGCCAAAGGACUUCCUAACACCGCCCCCGCCGCCUCCAGUCGUCAGCCUGGAAGGCGAAGGCGCGGAGGCAGCUCAUGUCAACAACGUGGUCCACCGACACACCUACUUCCAGAACAACGGUGAGCUGCACCCUCCCUUAAACUUCAAAUCGCUGAAGGGCCAAGGCAACAAGCAGCGCCAGCCAAACAAAAAGUUAACCGUCAGGCUGCGGCCGCGCAAAGUCCUCUGUGCCAAUUGCAAAAGCACCUGCAACCCUGCAGACCCCGCCAAACCUAUGCCCGUAAUAACUGAACCUCCGACCAGUAAUUCAAGAACAACUAGAAGAAGCUUAAGAAACACUGCCGAGGAGGAUCAACGGGGCGCCACGUUCAAAGAGCCCGAGUUUGUUCUUCUGAACGGCCCAACCCCAGAAAAUGACAGCUGCAGUAAUUCCUCCACAGAAGAUGGCAAGAAGGCAGGGAAAAUAAAAAUUGUCGGAAACUACUGGAUCAGCCCGACGAGAGAUUCAGAGGAGGAUGUCAAAGAUCCUUUAGCCAUCGAAGAAAGUGAUAAAAUGGUGUUGCGCAAGAAACGGAGUGUUGGGUCCAUGGAAGACCUCUGGGACGAGAGCAUUUUAGAGGAAGGACACAAGCGGUCCAAAUUAGUGGACAGCCUAGAGUCGCCCAGGACAACCACCCCGGUGAUAAAAAUAUCCUUCGGCGGGCAGCGCACUGUGAUGAAAAUACCCUCCAAGGUCCAGAGCUUUGACAGUGUCGAGAACUCUGAGAACGAGUCCGAACGGGCUGCCAAGAAGGCCAUGAAGAAGGCAAAGAAGAGAAAGUUUGAUUGGGAAGUUCCACCCAAUUUUGGCGAGGGUCGGAGGCACAAGCACAAGCACCUGAAGAAGCACAAGAAGAGCCGGCACAGAGACGAGCACGACGACGAACAGUGGAAUGUGUCCCAGACGGACGAGGAGAUCAAGGAGCAAUGUCUGAAGCAGCGCCUCUCCAUCAGCCUGAAAAGACUGAACGCGACCGCGUACAUGCGGCGCGACCAGGAUGACCCAACACCCUCGAGCAGCACCUCGCCCAGUCCAGACGGCAGCGAAGACGUUCCCAACUUCCCCGAGACUGACCUGGCAGCCGAGCCGCCGGCGCCAGAGUCGCACGAGCCUGAGCAGAUGGUCACCCUCUCCGUCCAGUCGUGCGUCACGGCCGAGGGCAGGAGGAUGAACGUCGGCGACGUCGUCUGGGGAAAAAUUCACGGCUUCCCAUGGUGGCCGGGCAAGCAGCUGUUUCAGCCCUGCAGGCCUCAUCAGCAGUACCUAACUUCCAAAUAAAAUUUCAUACCACAGUAUUAGCUGCAGAGAACUUUGAAUAACCGAUCAUUAAAAAAAAACGAUUGCCCGCACUCAUCCCUGAGCGCAAACGAAAAGAGAAAACGAGUAACGAAAGACAACCCCACAACUCUUAUCUCCCUGUGAUAAUAAUUCCCUCUUUAAUUACGCACAAAAUCCAUCCUUUCUUAUUUGACCUAUUUUCAAGGGGGGAAAAUUACUCUUAACAUCAUGUAAAAUUUCUAGAAGGGAAAAAUAGAUAUGUUAAAAAAUUUUAUCCUUCCAUUACUUGUGGCCAUUGUAAAGCCAAUUUUUAUUAAAUUCGCCAAUAUGAUUUUUUUCUAUUUUUAAUUUUCACGCAUUUAAAAUUACUUUAAAAUAUUGACAGUUAACAGUUUUUUCGCAUUCUAGGAAAAUGCUUAAUUUUGACCAUAAAAUUAAUGGAUCGGAUUCUAUUACGACGUUUCCUUGAUGUAAUCUACGAUAUCCAUUUGAAAAGUUUGGAUUUAAACAAUUCAGCGUGUAAUUGGUAACAAUGCUAUAAAUUCCCAAGUGAAUUAGCUGAUGGAGCUAACAAAAGCUUUGUAUUGUAAGUUUUCAUUCAGUUGUGGAGAAAUGUAAAAAUUUAUUCAAAUCCCAUUAUAAAAAUGUGAUCAGUAAAUUUUUCUAAAUUGCAGUAAUCGUUAAAAUGUCAAACGUUGAAUCGUAAUAUUUUCCAACAAAUGGCGCCACCGUGUACAUGCGAUUUUAAUACACACCAUUGCGAUUUAGGACUUUAUCCUGCUGCUGUUAAUUCAGUCCUUUAAAUGAUUACUUUUGACGUGCUGAAAACAAACAUCAGUACAGUCAAUCGCCACAAAAACGUCGGGAAAGAUUUUUGUGUUAUAAAAUAUCGUUUUUCACGUUAUUCACGCCGAUUUUCGUUUCUGGCUGAAUGCACAGAAGCAGGAUUGAGUCCUAAUUCGCAAGGGAAAUGCCUUCCAUUCGCAAGUUUUCGGUUUGCCAUCUGAUGGCGGCUUCAAACAUAAGGGUUUUCGCAAUUUGUGAAUUAAAUUUAUUUUUAUGGAUCGGCGCUCAUCCAUCUACAAAUUUUAAGAAGCAAGGACGCUCUAAAUUAAUUGUUUAGUCUGUAUUAAUUCUUGUUAUAUUCCCACCAAACAUCCAACUGUUUAAUUAUUAGUUGCACCUCUGCGGGAAUUAAAUAAUAUUUAUUUGCUAAUUUCGCUGCC
Cloeon dipterum is the source of this 2780-nucleotide messenger RNA. Its product is annotated as PWWP domain-containing protein 2B-like. The transcript is spliced from 6 exons. Gene Ontology annotation, molecular function: chromatin binding. Gene Ontology annotation, cellular component: nucleus; chromocenter. Bases 61 to 1554 code for a protein of 497 amino acids. The record is from RefSeq and is a predicted model, not a curated record. NCBI's taxonomy places the organism in Eukaryota, Metazoa, Arthropoda, Insecta, Ephemeroptera, Baetidae.